AUGGAUAAAAGCAAGAUAUCACCGCAAACUAAUGGUAGGGACACGUUUUUGUCCCGAGUAUUCGGCUUGCAAUCCGAAGACGUCACGACGUCGAUUCACACAGAAGAAAUGAGCACUUUUCCUGAGCAGCAAGAUGAAGGGGACGAUAAAGGCCAUUUAGUAAGUUUACAUGCCUCUGAUGAAAAUCACUACAGUGCUGAAGAGGAAGAGCUGCGAAUGCCCGAGUCUGACCAGGGUACUACGACAGAUGAAGAGUAUGCGCAUGCUGCAGAUGUGGAUCUAGACGACGAAACAGGAUUCAAGAAUGGGCAUGAUAAUGGCACUUAUAAUCGUAAUGGAUCCAUACUCAAAGUCGGUCAACUUUCGAGCGACGAAGAAUACAGAGAUGCAAUUGACUCUGAGAAUGACGAAGACGAUCAGGAAGAAGAUCCGGAGUAUGUGAUAGAAGAAGAUAGACCAUUAUUUGCUAGAAACUCAUCUGAUGCAAAUAUUAAAAAGGAAACGGAAACCGUGGGCUCUACUUUGCCCAAAUCGAUGCUUUUCCAGCGAAUAUUGCAACACAAUAAUCAAAAACAAAAGAAGAAACAGUUGUUCACCUCUUCAAAAGACGAACAUCUGAACUCUAGGGUUGGAAAUGAGGAAAUUAAAAAUGAUAGAGGAUAUGAAAGAGAUCUAGAAGCUGGUUUGGGCACUGGCGAGGGAAGAAGGAAAACUUUCAUGAACGAUGACAGACCGCGUGGCAAUAGGGCUUUUACGAGCAAUUUUCCUCUCAAGAGACCUAACCUCUUUAAAAAUAUAUCAGUCCUGAAUAAAACACCUGCUAACAAAGUCAAUACACUUAGUCCAAGGGAAAGGGCACUUUGGAAGUGGGCAAACGUUGAUAAUUUGGAUCUUUUUCUUCAAGAUGUCUAUAGAUAUUACUUGGGGAAUGGUUACUUUUGCAUAAUCCUAGAAAAAAUCCUCAAUCUGGCCACCUUAAUCUUUGUUAUUUUCACCUCAACUUAUGGGGGAUAUUGUAUCGACUACUCUAAAAUCUCAACAAGUAACCGAUUGUCGGAUGUGACCAUCGAUAAGUGCUACUCUAGUAGUAUCACUGGCUUCACCAAACUUCUACUGUGGAUUUUUUACGUAUUUGUUGUCCUGAAGAUUGCACAGCUUUAUUUCGAUGUUCAGAAUUUGAAAGAUAUUCAUAAUUUUUACUCGUAUCUUCUAAAUGUUUCUGACAAGGAAUUGCAAACCAUUCCUUGGCAAACUAUCAUUCAGCAGAUCAUGUAUCUUAAAGAUCAGAAUGCCUUGACUGCUAACGUUUUGGAAGUCAAGGCCAAAAAUCGAAUAGAUGCGCAUGAUGUAGCUAAUAGAAUCAUGAGAAAGGAAAAUUAUCUGAUAGCUAUGUACAACAAUGAAGUUUUGGAUCUAUCACUACCCUUUCCGCUUUAUCGUACGAGUACACUGACCAAGACGUUAGAAUGGAAUAUUAACCUCUGCAUUUUGGGUUAUGCUUUUAAUGAGUCGGGGCUAAUAAAGCAGAGUUUCUUGAAGCCAUCUCAACACGAAUAUAUAAAGGAGGAACUAAAAAAAAGAUUCCUGUUAGCAGGCUUCCUAAACAUUGUUUUGUCACCCUUCCUUGUGACGUAUUUUCUUUUACUUUAUUUCCUGAGGUAUUUCAACGAGUAUAAGACUUCCCCAGGUACAUUAGGUGCUCGUCAAUACACUUUAAUGGCGGAAUGGAAAUUUAGAGAGUAUAAUGAGUUAUUUCACCUAUUUCAGAAAAGAAUGGGACUGAGCACCGAGCUAGCAAAUAGAUAUAUCAAUCAAUUUCCCAAAGAAGAGACCAAUUUAAUGUUUAAGUUCGUCGCUUUCAUUAGCGGAUCAUUUGUAGCAAUUUUGGCUAUAUUAACUGUCUUUGAUCCUGAGAAUUUUCUAAAUUUUGAAAUUACCAAUGAUAGAACGGCAUUAUUUUACAUAACUGUGAUGGGAGCUAUAUGGACUGUGUGUCGAAACUCUGUAUCCGAUGAGUACAACGUAUUUGACCCAGAAGAAACAUUGCAAGAGUUGGCAACAUAUACGCAUUAUAUGCCGCAUGAGUGGGAGGGAAGGUAUCAUACGGAGGAAGUGAAAAAUGAGUUUUGUAAAUUGUACAAUUUGAGAAUAAUAGUUCUGGUUAGGGAGUUGGCAAGUUUGGUUAUUACGCCUUUCAUACUUUGGUAUUCUUUACCCAAGAGUGCUGAUAGAAUCGUUGAAUUUUUUAGAGAUAAUACAAUUCAUGUGGAUGGAUUAGGAUAUGUCUGUAAGUACGCAAUGUUUGACAUUAAUGAAACUCUUGAACACAAAAAUGGCAAGAGUAAAUUAAAGGCUCCUUUACAAAGCAAAGAUACUCAAGAUGGGAGAAAAGUAAAUUUGAGGGAGAUUAUCUCUGAAGAUCUAUCAGAUACUAAUGACUCUGAUAGCGAAGAAAAUGAUGCUGCCGUUAAUAAAAUGAUGCAGUCAUACAUGUAUUUUAUCGACGAUUAUGAAAACAGCAGUAAAGUGGUAGGUAAGCAUCAGCUUCCAACCAAAAGAUAUGGUGACGAGACAAAGCUUUCUCCAAUGCUCAAUAAUAGCUACUCAUGGAAGAAGCAAUUUAGGCCUGGUCAAAAACCUGAGCUAUUUAGAAUUGGGAAGCACUCGCUGGAAACCAGACAACCGGUUGCUACAAACAAGUCUUCGACUACCAGUAAGAAAAAAAGAAGCGUAAACAGACGCCUCUCUGAAAAUGAUAACAUUAAUUUGGGAAAUUCGUUUAUCGGUUCUAUUCCAGCACCAUCUUAUGAGCUGCAGAAUAACAUCAAAUCCGGAAACUCGCGUAAUGAAAGUGGAGCGGGUGGUAUUUUUAACCUUGUGAAAGAGUUCUACAAUCAAUCUGAACUGGGUAGAUAA
Molecule: messenger RNA, 2916 nt
Organism: Zygotorulaspora mrakii
Lineage: Eukaryota; Fungi; Ascomycota; Saccharomycetes; Saccharomycetales; Saccharomycetaceae
Gene: ATG9
Product: autophagy protein ATG9
Exons: 1
Coding region: 1-2916 (971 amino acids)
Biological process (GO): autophagy of mitochondrion; protein localization to phagophore assembly site
Cellular component (GO): phagophore assembly site; autophagosome
Source: RefSeq, a predicted model, not a curated record